AUGGCUGCUCCCUUAGUAACCGUUUCCGAAACCAAGGACCUUCGCGGUCUGAACCUCAUCGCCGCGCAUUCUCACAUCCGGGGACUCGGCGUCGAUGCCACGAGUCUCGAGCCUAGGGCCUCGUCGCAGGGCCUUGUUGGCCAGGAAAAGGCCCGCAAGGCCGCUGCCGUCAUUCUGCAGAUGAUCAAAGAGGGCAAAAUUGCUGGCCGCGCCGUCUUGAUUGCUGGCCCGCCAAGCACGGGAAAGACUGCCCUUGCCAUGGGAAUGGCACAAUCCCUCGGCUCCGACGUUCCCUUCACAACCCUCGCGGCCUCAGAGAUCUUCUCCCUCGAAAUGUCAAAAACCGAGGCUCUCACGCAAGCUUUCCGCAAGUCAAUCGGCGUCCGCAUCAAGGAAGAGAGCGAAAUUAUGGAGGGAGAAGUUGUGGAGAUCCAGAUCGACCGAAGCGUUACUGGCAGCGCCAAACAGGGCAAGCUGACUAUCAAAACUACCGAUAUGGAGGCCGUGUAUGACAUGGGCGCGAAGAUGAUUGACGCCAUGACCAAGGAGCGCGUCAUGGCCGGCGAUAUUAUUUCCAUCGACAAGUCUUCCGGCAAGAUUACCAAGCUCGGUCGAUCAUACGCCCGAUCUCGCGAUUACGAUGCCAUGGGUGCCGAUACCAAGUUUUUGCAAUGCCCUGAUGGCGAGCUGCAAAAGCGCAAAGAGGUGGUCCACACCGUAUCACUGCAUGAAAUCGAUGUCAUCAAUUCGCGAACACAAGGAUUCCUGGCUCUCUUCUCCGGUGACACUGGUGAAAUUCGCAGCGAGAUCCGUGACCAGAUCAACACAAAGGUUGGCGAGUGGAAGGAGGAGGGUAAGGCCGAAAUUGUUCCUGGCGUACUGUUCCUCGAUGAGGUGCAUAUGCUUGACAUUGAGUGCUUUUCUUACGUCAACCGAGCCCUGGAAGAUGACCUGGCACCAGUCGUCAUCAUGGCCAGCAACCGAGGCGUCUCGCGUAUUCGCGGCACCGACUACAAAAGCCCACACGGCCUGCCCCUCGAUUUCUUGGAUCGUGUUGUCAUCAUCAACACGCAUUACUACAGCACCGAAGAAAUCCAGAAGAUUUUGUCCAUCCGAGCGCAGGAGGAAGAAAUCGAUAUUUCUGCAGAUGCCCUAGCUCUGCUCACAAAGAUCGGCCAAGAAGCUGGCCUCCGUUACGCCAGCAACCUGAUCACCACAUCCCAGCUAGUUUCAGCAAAGAGAAAAUCCAAGCAAGUCAGCAUCGACGACGUCAAACGAUGCUUCCAGCUCUUCUACGAUCCCGCCAGGAGUAUCGAGUUUGUGAACAAGUCCGAGAAGCGACUAAUUGGCAACGAUGGUGGCGUCGACUUGUCAGUCCAGAACGGCAGCACAAGCCAGGCUCCUGCUCCUGCUGCAGCGGCUCCUGGGGCUGAGACAAUGGACCUGAGCUAAAUCUUGAACAAUUGGGGAGAUGUUAGAAGGGGAUCUUUCAGAUGGCUGGCGUUUUUUUUGGGCAAUUUCGUAAGAAAACAAAGAUGGGCAGGAAGGCGGGGACAGAGAGAGGAUGAAUGUUAAUGGAAACUGUAUGUAUCAUAAAAUAAGCAGUCUUUGGGCGUAUGAGGGUCUCAGUAGAAAACGACCUCUUUGGUUAAUUUUGCAAUAAAGAAGUAAACUGGCAAUGUUAAAUUUGAGUUUUUUCUGCUCUUCGGU
This is a messenger RNA of Trichoderma atroviride IMI 206040, 1710 nucleotides long. RefSeq lists its product as uncharacterized. Gene Ontology annotation, molecular function: ATP hydrolysis activity; ATP binding; DNA helicase activity. The record is from RefSeq and is a predicted model, not a curated record. Gene Ontology annotation, biological process: regulation of transcription by RNA polymerase II; chromatin remodeling; box C/D snoRNP assembly. Gene Ontology annotation, cellular component: Swr1 complex; NuA4 histone acetyltransferase complex; R2TP complex. NCBI's taxonomy places the organism in Eukaryota, Fungi, Ascomycota, Sordariomycetes, Hypocreales, Hypocreaceae.